Molecule: messenger RNA, 2006 nt
Organism: Topomyia yanbarensis
Lineage: Eukaryota; Metazoa; Arthropoda; Insecta; Diptera; Culicidae
Product: cytochrome P450 4c21-like
Exons: 6
Coding region: 243-1766 (507 amino acids)
Molecular function (GO): heme binding; monooxygenase activity; oxidoreductase activity, acting on paired donors, with incorporation or reduction of molecular oxygen
Source: RefSeq, a predicted model, not a curated record
UUGUGAAAGCAUCAGUGGAAAACGGCUGAUUUGGAGAUGAUCUUUUUCAAUCAGCAAACGUGAUGUUCGGCACCCUAGGUCAAUGCAUCAGCUAAUUAUUGAGUGACCUAUUUCCAACAUCCGCGUGCCUGGUCGGUGGUGAGACAAUAAAUAAUCCUAGUUAGUUGAAUAUCAACACAGUAUUAAAGGUGACUCCUCCGGGUGUUUACGACAAUUGGUGCAAAUCGUUGUUCUAGUUGGUGAUGAUUGAAGUGUUGCUAUUGGUGGUUCUGAUAGCGAGUGUGGUGCAAUAUGUUAGGAUCCGACGAACUAUGUCCUUCGCUCGAAACCUACCGAGUGUUGAGCCUUGUUAUCCAAUCAUCGGUAACGGAUUGCUAUUCCUCGGUCAAAGUGAUGAGAAGAGGUUUGUUAAUGUCAACACAGCUUUGAGCCAUCCCGCCAAGUUGUUCAAAAUGUGGAUAGGAUUCGUACCGAUGAUCUGCACCAAUGACACAAACAUGGCUCAAAAGAUCCUUACCCAUCCGGAUUGCAUGCAAAAGCCAUACUUCUAUGAUUUCUUUAAGCUGGAAUAUGGAGUGUUUUCUGCGCACUAUGACAUUUGGAAAGGACAACGCAAGGCAUUGAAUCCUACCUUCAAUCAGAAGAUUAUAAACGGAUUUAUUCCGAUUUUCGACACUUGCGCCCAGAAUCUGACGAAACGAUUGAUGAACCAUAAAACGGUUCAAAUCAUACCAUUUAUACAACGGUGCACGUUGGAGAUGGUUUGUGCUACCACGAUUGGAACUGAUCUUAAUCGGCAGGAGGGUGCGGAUAAAUUGUCCUACUUGAUAGACAAGAUUUUCCAUUUCGUGUCCAGAAGAAUACUGAGUGUAUUUAUUCAUUUGGAGUACGUCUAUCGGCUUACUCAGGAUUAUAGAACCGAACAGAGGAUUCGAAAGGAAGCAUACAAGUACGCUAACGAGAUCUUGCGUGACGUCAGAGCUCGAAAAGCUACGGAAACGAUCGAAAGCAACGACGGUGACGAGUUCCGAAAACCUCAGAUUUUCAUUGACCAACUGCUGAACCAUCAGAUCGGGAAAAAGUUCGAGGAAAUGGAAAUCAUUCAUAACGUGUACACGAUGAUUACGGCGGGCAGCGAUACUUCCGGUAACGAGAUGGGAUACGUUUCACUGAUGCUCGCUAUGCAUCCGGGCUUGCAGGAAAAAGUGUACAGAGAAAUAAUGACUGUCUUCCCAGGCUCUAGCGAUCCAAUCAUCACUCCCGAAGCACUGAAACAGCUGCAGUAUACGGAAAUGUUCAUUAAGGAGUCUAUGCGGCUUUUCCCCGUCGGUCCGAAUAUAUUGAGAACACCAAUAAAGGACGUAGAUUUGGAUGGGUUAAUAGUGCCAAAGGGAACUUUUUUGUGCAUUAGCAUAUUCAACGCCCAUCGGCGAAAGGAAGUCUGGGGACCGAAUGCCGAUAAGUUUGAUCCGGAAAAUUUUUCUCCAGAGCGUGUCGAAGGACGGCAUCCGUUUGCGUAUCUUACGUUCAGUGGAGGAACGCGGAAUUGUAUCGGUUCUCGCUAUGCCAUGUUCAGCUUGAAGAUUAUGUCCAUCCACUUGGUGAGAAAUUUCAAACUGCGAACAAAUGCGCACAUCGAAGACCUGCAGUUCAAGUUCGAUGCCAUGCUACGGUUAUCUACUGAGCCGGAAAUCUCGCUGGAACGACGCAGAACGGGUGCAAAAAAUGCCGAGGGCGGUGAAUUGCGUCCGCUCGUUACGUCUUAAUCAGCUGAAUAAAUCUUUCUUCUACCCUUUUCUUGCGUUCACUAACUAUCAAUUGCGUUAUGCUAAUCCAGUGCAAUCUCGGGAGUAUAAUUGGCGGUAGUGGGAUUGGGUUGACUAUUAUUGUUCAGUGUGUGCGACAGUUGUAGCACCAGUCAGCUCGGAUUAGCGGUCGAGAUUUUAAGAAGUUUAGGUGUCGCACGCGGGAAAAAUGUUGGUAGUUCAAUGUCAACUUUAAUUGCA